This is a messenger RNA of Helicoverpa zea (corn earworm), 1928 nucleotides long. RefSeq names its product zinc finger protein 37A-like. The coding region runs from base 66 to 1334 and encodes 422 amino acids. Gene Ontology annotation, molecular function: RNA polymerase II cis-regulatory region sequence-specific DNA binding; zinc ion binding; DNA-binding transcription factor activity. Gene Ontology annotation, biological process: regulation of transcription by RNA polymerase II. The record is from RefSeq and is a predicted model, not a curated record. Gene Ontology annotation, cellular component: nucleus. NCBI's taxonomy places the organism in Eukaryota, Metazoa, Arthropoda, Insecta, Lepidoptera, Noctuidae. The transcript has a single exon.
CAAAAUACAACAAAUUCCAACACGAUUUCGUUUCUCUGAAAUUCGCAUUAAAUACAUAAUAUAUAAUGGAAGGCUAUGAAAAAAUGUACAACAAUAUCUGCCGCUUGUGCUUAGCUAUGUGUAAUGACAGUAAAAUGGUGAAUUUAAUUGAUAAUUCCAGUCAGGACGGACUGAGCAGUUUCGGCCAAGCUAUCUCGAUUGUAACCAAUGUUUAUUUGAAAAAAGGCGAUAAACUGCCUACAAAGAUGUGUCAAAAGUGUGUUAUUCUGUUAAAGCAAACUAUUUACUUUAAAUUAAAGUGUGAAUCCACCGACAAACAGUUGAAAGACCUCGUCCAUAAGAACGUAAACAUUGACGGUGCAAAUCGAGAUAUAAAAGAAAUUGUAUGUGAAUAUGCCAUGUUCAACCAAUAUUUUCCAUCAAAAAGUAAUCUGGGUACUUCUAGAAAUAAAAUUAAGCACAAGAAACCCAUAACCAAGAAAAAAAUCCCAGAAAACCAACAUCAAAAAGAUCGUGUCGAAAAAGUGGAGGUUGACAUUGAAAUGGACGAAAAUAAUUACGAUUUUGAUGAUCUAUUCGAUAACGAAGAUGACAAAAGCGUUCUAAAUAACAAACAAGAGGAAAAUUCCGACCAAAGCACUAAUAUCCUGGACACAUUACAGGCUAUGAUCAAUUCAGGAACCAACUUUAAUAAUGAUCUCACAAAAUGUGAAUUUAAAAGGGAACAGAGAUAUUAUAAGCCUAUACCGCCUCACGAGCGCAAUAUACCAUGUAAUAUUUGCCACAAGAUCCUUGCAAACCGCUUUACAUACGACCAUCAUAUGCAACGCCACAAUAAUUGCAAAUUUAUCUGCGAUCAAUGCGGUAAAGGCUUUCCCGUUCGCACAGAAUUGCACAUGCAUCAAAUAGCCCGUCACGGUGUCGGUCCAUACCUGCAAUGUGACCACUGUCCUUACAAAGCACCGAGAAAAUUAAACUUAAUAGAACAUUUACGUAUACAUACGGGGGAAAGACCGUUUACAUGUGACAAAUGUGGUUUAACGUUCCGCAGGAGAGCGAUAUGGAGGAAUCAUUUGGUCUGUCAUAUGGAAAAGCAGUAUCAAUGUACGUACUGUCCGAGGAAGUUUUAUCGUCAAGCGUCAAUGUUAGCCCAUUGUAAUAAUGUGCAUCAGAGAAUGUAUAUGUUCAUGUGUAGUAUUUGUAGUAUUACUUAUACGAAGACGGAGACGGUUAGACGUCAUAUGGUUGUCAAACACGGUAUUCCGAGAGAAAAGCAGGGGAAAAUAAAGAGAGUUACGAAUGAGAGUCAUGAGUUUCCCGGUAAAGAUGUAUGAAUAUUAUAAGGUACGCUACUUUUUGAGUAAGUUGUCAUUGUUGCUUUUAAACAUCAUGUUUAAAUUCAAUAUUUGUGUUAGCUCAUAGCGAAUAAUAUGCAUUUUUAACAUACAUUUUGAACAAUAUUUUAUAUGUUCAAUUAUAGGGAUGUUGCUUUAUUUAGAAGCAAUGAAAUUUAUUUUGUUUUUAUUUAAAAAGAGAUUAAAUAUUGUUUUCUUCUACUCUAAAAAAAAUAAGUUAAAUCCCUUGAAGUAUAUAAGUAAAAAAUUUAAAAUCACAAUUUUAAGUAUAAUUUGUUUGUAGAAUAGUUCUUGUUAUUAACUUUCGAGUCACAUUUUUUGCCAAAAAAAUACCUGAAAAUCCUAAAAUUGAUAUUACAAUUAAUUCUGAAUUCUCAUAUUCAGAAUUUGUAAAUUACCUAAGAAAAAAAUUUUGCAAAAUCAAAUUAUUUAUUUUGAUUAAACAACAAGUUAACAAGAAGAGUUAUAUUAUUGUUAUUAAACUCAAAUUCUGUUACAAUAAACCAAUAUAUUUUUGUGGUUUUAAUAGUUAGUGUUCAAAUACCUAGAUUAAAUAAAACAAUUUUAGCUGUA